This is a messenger RNA of Aureobasidium uvarum, 975 nucleotides long. NCBI's taxonomy places the organism in Eukaryota, Fungi, Ascomycota, Dothideomycetes, Dothideales, Saccotheciaceae. The record is from the annotation of a GenBank genome assembly.
AUGUCUCGUCCUGGAGUGUCUCGCACCGCAUCGACCAAUCUUGGUAGCGGAAAUGGAUACAGAGUGCUGGAUGGCAAAGUCGCUAUCGUCACUGGUGCCUCCAGAGGUAUGUGUCCAUCAUUGGCCAUGAGAGUCCAUAAUGAAGGGCGGCUGAAUAGUAUCCANGGUAUCGGCGCCGCAGUAUGCGAGAACCUUGCGUCUAAGGGCAGCUCCCUGAUCAUGAACUACACAUCCGACUCGUCCGAAUCCAUCACAAAAGAACUGGCCGAGCGACUCGAGAAAGAGCAUGGAAUCAAAGCAUUGCCCGUACAAGCCGAUAUGGGCAGUGAGACUGGUCCCGCACACCUCAUCGCCACAGCCCUGAACCACUUUGCCCACCCAAAGACACGCAAACUGCAGAUCGACAUCAUCGUCAACAAUGCAGGCGUGGCGUCCAACUUACCCAUUGAAAAGUGCAAUGCCGAAGACUUUGACUUUGUCUACCGCGUCAAUGUCAGAGGUCCUCUUUUCCUCAUGAAGGCUGCGCUUCCGUACCUGCCUACCGAUCGCAGUGGUCGCAUUGUCAAUGUCAGCAGUGUCAGUGCCAGCUGUGGCUUUAGCGAGCAGAGUGUCUAUGGAGGCUCAAAGGCUGCUGUCGAGGCCAUGACACGUACCUGGGCUCGAGAGUUGGCCGAAAGAACCACCGUCAAUGCCAUCAACCCUGGCCCUGUCAUGACUGGUAAGUGUCGUUGCUCUUGCUACAACAUUCCGUUUGCUGACUGUGCGCCUACUAUAAANGAUAUGUGGAGCGGAGUCACAAAAGAGUUCCAAGAGGGCAUUGCACCAUGGCUCAAGAACACUCCUCUGGCAGCCGUCCGCCCCGGCGUCGAUAGUGAGGACUUGGUGAAGGGCGCUGAAGUUGCCGGAGGCCGACCUGUAAGUCAAGCCAUAACCUGCUCCGGGCUUGAAGCUAGGAGACUGACCGACCUUUUGUAA